GAGCCGUCUUCCGACCGUGAAGCUGAGAAGCCAGACAGUGGAGAGGCAGAGGGGGAUGAGCUGGACACCACACCUGCGCGUGUGCGAGAGCAACUACUCUCCAGCCUCCAAGUCUCUGAGGAGGAUGUCGGAAGGCUGCUGAAGAUGCCGCAGCGCUACCCCGAUGGCCGGGCACAUCCGAGCUGGAUCGCUGCACGAAGAAACAGA
Molecule: messenger RNA, 207 nt
Organism: Symbiodinium necroappetens
Lineage: Eukaryota; Dinophyceae; Suessiales; Symbiodiniaceae
Source: the annotation of a GenBank genome assembly